Molecule: messenger RNA, 957 nt
Organism: Micropterus salmoides (largemouth bass)
Lineage: Eukaryota; Metazoa; Chordata; Actinopteri; Centrarchiformes; Centrarchidae
Product: beta-crystallin A1-like
Exons: 6
Coding region: 91-717 (208 amino acids)
Biological process (GO): lens development in camera-type eye; visual perception
Molecular function (GO): structural constituent of eye lens
Source: RefSeq, a predicted model, not a curated record
UAUAAAACAGAAGCGCCAGGUUCAGACAAAAGUCUACGUAAAGAGGAUUUGGUGUAUGAGGAACGCAAAGAGAGCGGAGAGCAUCCAGAAAUGAAUAGAAUCACUAAAACCCACAUGACCUCACCCAUGUACUUCCCUAGCAUGGGCACAGCUCCUUUCUUUAAGGUGACUGUGUUUGAGCAGGAGCAUUUCCAGGGAAAGUGUAUGGAGUUCACCUACGAAUGCUGCAACAUCUACGACUGCGGCCUGGACAACAUCCGCUCCAUCCGAGUGGAGAGUGGAGCUUGGGUUGGUUUCGAGCACCAUGACUUCCAGGGCCAGCAGUUCAUCCUGGAGAGGGGCGAGUACCCUAACUGGGAAGCCUACUGCGGCGCCCUGUCCUACCACAUUGAGCGCUUCAUGUCCUUUCGCCCCAUCUACUGUGCUUCUCACCAGAGCAGCCGUAUGAUGAUCUUUGAGAGGGAGAACUUCAUGGGCCGCUGCACCGAGCUGUGCGACGACUACCCAUCCCUGCAGGCCAUGGGCUGGUUCAGGCCUGAGGUGGGCUCCAUGCACGUGCAGUGUGGAGCCUUUGUGUGCUAUGAGUACCCGGGCUACAGAGGCCAGCAGUACAUCAUGGAGUGUGAAAGACACAGCGGAGACUACCAGCACUGGAAGAACUGGGGGUCCCACUGCCAGACUCCAAAGAUCCAGUCCAUCAGACGCAUCAGGCACUGAGAAGGAACAGAUCGGGACUAAAUGGCUCAGGCUAACACCUGGGCGCUGUGCUUUAGGGGCCUGACUAUGAGGCAAAAGCCUGAACUUUAGGUUUGGUUUAAGGCUUCAUUUGUCAGGACCGCAACUACAACACAAACCAUCAGUGACGUAGCAGCUACCUCUUUAUCCCAGCUCAUAUUCUUAUUUCUGUUAACUCAUUUUUAGUUUUAAAAUGAAAUAAAGUUCAGAUUGAGAACCUGA